This is a messenger RNA of Colletotrichum karsti, 1230 nucleotides long. Its product is annotated as 5-methyltetrahydropteroyltriglutamate-homocysteine methyltransferase. The transcript has 3 exons. The record is from RefSeq and is a predicted model, not a curated record. Gene Ontology annotation, molecular function: zinc ion binding; 5-methyltetrahydropteroyltriglutamate-homocysteine S-methyltransferase activity. The coding region runs from base 1 to 1230 and encodes 409 amino acids. Lineage: Eukaryota; Fungi; Ascomycota; Sordariomycetes; Glomerellales; Glomerellaceae.
AUGUCUUCCAAACUUCACCAGGCGCCCCCCUUCAGGGCAGAGCACAUGGGCUCUCUCCUGCGUCCCCAGAAGCUCCUCGACGUCCGCGAGGGCAAGAUUCGCGACCAGGGCAUGUCCGAGGAGGAGGCUGGUUUGCCCGCCGUCGAGAAGGAGUCUGUUUCCGAGGUCGUCAAGCUGCAGCGGGACCUGGGCAUCAAGGGCAUCACCUCGGGAGAGUACAACCGCACCCGGUUCUGGGGUCUCAUGUGGGAUGAGUUCGAGGGCACCACGCGUCUCCAGGACGCCGACGCCAGCAUGUUCCGCCUGUACCACCCCGACGUCGUGAGCCUGAUCGAGAAGGACCGCAAGGUCAUGCCCGGCGACUCCGUCAUUGCGGCCGGCAAGUUGUCGCACUCUGCCGAAAAGUCAAAGUCGAACCUCCACGAGCUGCGCCUGGUCCAGGCCGCGCUGCCCAAGGAGGAAUGGGGCAACAUCAAGCUCACCAUGAUCACGCCCGCGUGGUUCCACAUGCGCUACAAGCAAGGAAGAGCCUACACUAAGGAGGCUUACGCCAACGACGCCGACUACUUCGCCGACGUUGCCAAGGUUUACCAGGACGAGCUUGCUGAGCUCUACAAGGCUGGCCUGAGGAAUGUUCAGUUCGACGACCCUGGCAUGGCCUACUUCUGCUCCCAAAAGUUCCGCCAAGGAUGGGAGGAAGACAAGGACAACGAGGGCACAGUUGAAGACCUCCUCGAUGCCUACAUCAAGCUCUACAACGACAGCAUCAGCAAGCUGCCUGAAGACAUGCACACGGGCAUCCACCUCUGCCGCGGAAACUUCAUCGGCGGACGCCACUUCGCCGAGGGCGCCUACGACAUCAUCGCCAAGAAGCUCUUCCAGAACCUGAACGUCAACACCUUCUACCUCGAGUACGACACCGAGCGCGCGGGCGGGUUCGAGCCCCUGCAGUUCCUCCCCAAGAACAAGAACGUCGUCGUCGGCAUCAUCAGCACCAAGGUGCCCACCCUCGAGAACAAGGACGAGAUGAAAGCCCGCGUGUACAAGGCGGCCGAGUUCGUCGCCAAGGGCGGCGACGAGACCAAGGAGGAGGCGCUGAAGCGCAUCUGCGUCUCGCCGCAGUGCGGCUUCAGCACCCACGAGAGCGGGUACCCGUUGAGCCUGGAGGAUGAGAAGAAGAAGUUGGCGCUCGUGAGGGAGAUCGCCGAUGAGGUUUGGGGUGAGCCUUAG